Messenger RNA from Sebastes umbrosus (honeycomb rockfish), 2958 nucleotides. RefSeq names its product pyridoxal-dependent decarboxylase domain containing 1 (gene pdxdc1). Gene Ontology annotation, biological process: carboxylic acid metabolic process. The record is from RefSeq and is a predicted model, not a curated record. Gene Ontology annotation, cellular component: intracellular membrane-bounded organelle. Bases 55 to 2490 code for a protein of 811 amino acids. Lineage: Eukaryota; Metazoa; Chordata; Actinopteri; Perciformes; Sebastidae. The transcript has 23 exons. Gene Ontology annotation, molecular function: pyridoxal phosphate binding; carbon-carbon lyase activity.
ACCACACACACACACACACACACACACACACACACACACACACACACACUUUAGAUGAUGGUGGACUCCACGUUGGCUCAAGUAGGCAAGAAUCUGAGUGAUGCCAUGAGAAUCCUGGGAGACGGACAGAGAGAGCCGGAGGCAGGACCAGAGAAGUGGCGCUUCAGCAGAACCAGCAUCCCUGGACCCCUGCAGGGAGAUGGUCAGGAUGUCACCACUAUACUUCACCUAGUUCACAACCUCAUUCAUGACGAUGAGGAGGAAGAGGACAAGCCAAGCCAACAUAGGAUGCAGAAUGUGGGUGAACAGGGUCACAUGGCCCUGCUGGGUCACAGCCUGGCAGCCUUCAUCUCGGUGUUGGAAAGAGAGCGACUACGGAAGCUGACCACUCGGAUCCUCUCUGACACCACGAUGUGGCUCUGCAGACUGUUCAGGUAUGAGAACGGUUCGGCCUACUUCCACGAGGACGACAGGGACGGCCUAGUCAAAGUGUGUCGGCUGGUUAUUAACGCCCGUUAUGAAGAAUAUGCCUCCGAGGGCUACGCGGUCCUCAGCUCCAAGCAGCCAGUCAUCUACCAGAGUGCCUCCGGCAGGCCUGGACUGGGACAGCAUCUAUGCAGCCAGCUCGGCCUGCCCCUCUCUAGUCUGUGCACAGUCCCGUGCAAUACCAUCUUUGGAUCCCAACACCAAAUGGACGUUGCCCUGUUGGACAAACUAAUCAAAGAGGACAUAGAAGCUGGGAAGCUUCCUUUGCUGCUGAUCGCCAACGCAGGUACCCCUGGGGCAGGACACACAGACAAGUUGGGUCGUCUGAAGGACCUGUGUGAUCAGCACAGCAUGUGGCUUCAUGUGGAGGGGGUCAACCUGGCAACCCUGGCACUGGGUCAGAUCACCUCUGAAAUCAUGGCAGCCACCAGAAGUGACAGUAUGACGCUGACACCAGGUCAGUGGCUGGGACUGCCUGCUGUAACUGCUGUCACCCUCUACAGACACGAAGACCCAGCACUGUCUCUGGCAGCAGGUUUGACCUCCAGCCAGCCGGUGGCGAAGCUCCGAGCGCUGCCUCUCUGGCUCUCGCUGCAGUACCUCGGUCACAAUGGAAUUGUCCAAAAGAUCAGACAUGCCAGCGCUCUGAGCCAGCAACUCCUGCAGAAGCUAAAAGCUCUGGCCUCCAUCAAAACAUCGGGCGUGGUGUCGCCGAUCCCGCCCAUCUCCGGGGCUUCACUGCGGGACGUUCUGGGCUCUCUCAUGCUCUCUAUUGUGGAGGAUGAACUCAGCUCUCCCGUGGUGCUGUUCAGGUUUUCCCAGGAAAUGAGUGCCGCCUCCAGUGGCGGUUCAGUGGAAGGUUACUGUGCUGGGGAGAAAGAGGUGCUUGAUGCCUUCAACAGAUGGCUGGGUGAAACGCUGGUUCAGCUGGUUCCCACCAGUGGGGUAGAUGUGGUGGAGCUUGAAGACGAGGGUACAUGUGUUCGCUUCAGUCCCCUCCUGACCGCUGCAGUUCUGGGGACCCAGCAGGAGAACGUGGAGGAGCUGGUGGAGAAGCUGUGUGAGCUGGUGCCUGCCAUGUGCUCCACAAUGAGCCUCAGACAGGACUUCAGAGAGGAAACCCACCGACACUCACCCUCGCUCACGUACAUCGAGGAGCUUGGCUGGCCUGGCCUCGGUGCUGUCCGGUUCGAGCCUCAGGCCGAAGGAAUGGACGAGAGCAGGAGGAAGCAAGAGCUGGAGAAAAUCAACACCGAGCUGCUGAAGAAACUGCAAGACCUCGACACUGACAUCAUCUUUUCCACCGGCCCCGAGUUCGGGACAGAAGAGGACUGUAUCUUCAUCGGCAUGGUCACCGAGGACGUCGAUGUUUCAGAGUUGGUGGAUACAGUAGCUAACCUCGGGAGGGACAUCGAGGAGAGCGGAAGGCUACUGGAGAACAUGACGGAGGUGGUGAGGAAAGGCAUCCUGGAGGCAGAGCUGCAGCUGCAGAAGGCCAAUGAGGAGAAACUCAUGGAAGAGGGCAUGCUGAGACAGCUUCCUCUGGUUGGUUCUGUGGUGAACUGGUUCUCUCCAUUUCAAAGCUCCGUAAAGGGCAGGACCUUCAACUUGGCUGCAGGUUCCCUGGACUCCACAGAGAUGACGUACUCCACCAAGGCCCAGGCAGGCAGGCCGUCCCUGCAAGAUUCUCCCACCUCCUCAUCAAAGAAACUACCAGGUCAGAGGUUAUUCCGGCGCUUGGGGGCGGGAUCUGACUCCUUUAGCGAAACCAGCUCCGUCGGACAAGCCGAGGAGACAACCAGGGAGGGGAACACCACUCCGAGCCGUAGCAUCCACCCACCCACCUCUCCGCCCGCGACUGAGGAGGACUCACACGCCGCGGGCGAUGUCGUACCAGAGGACAUCCAGGAGUCCUCUGUGCAGGAGCACACACAGGUGGAGGAUGAAGUGGCCUCAGAGGAGAGGCAGCCCGAAGGCCAAGAGGUGGAGCAGAGCGGGAGAUAGGAAGACUGACUUUCUGCACUGCGUCCUCCAGCCGUCCUCUAAAUGGUACCAGCCUAAACAGAUGGUAAAAUGAAAGGUGUUAUUGUGAAUCUAACUCUUCCAGUUUUGAAAGGGAAAAUGGUAGAUUGGGCUGUUUGUACACUGACCUCUCUGUCAGUUGGUGUUCUUGUUGGAUUAGAGCAGAGCAGUAGCCAUAUUACACACAUCAUUUAUUUAACUUUAAACAGAAAUAUGAUUUUAGUGCUCACUUUAACACUGAACUGGAAGUAAAGCAGCUCAAUAUUAAAGCAAGUAGCGUCCACUGCAAUUACAAUGUUUAGAUUCCUCGCUGUAAAUAGUCUACACAGAUGUUAUAUAUCUAACCCAUGAAAUUACUAACAUUAUAGUUAUUUAUAUAAAACAUACCUGUAUAGAAAGAGUAGAGUAUCAUCAUCUAUUUAAUUUAAAAAAAAAAAUGCCUACUGAUAA